Molecule: messenger RNA, 1135 nt
Organism: Acaulospora morrowiae
Lineage: Eukaryota; Fungi; Glomeromycota; Glomeromycetes; Diversisporales; Acaulosporaceae
Source: the annotation of a GenBank genome assembly
UGGCGGAAUGAAACGCAAGGAACAGAGAUUUAACUCAAAGAGUGCAGGUGUGACUUCAACUAUGCUUAUUAUGGCGAUCAUCGGAGCCUUUACUCCCACCUUAUUCUAUCAAACAUAUGCAUCGUACAAUAUGAAAUGUCGACCAAUUUCAUGUGUAGACGACUCCGAAACUUCCUGCAUAUCUUGCGUGCAUUCGCCGGUUGAUCCAGUGACCAAUAAAUUAUAUGAGGAUUAUGUCACACCCUUGAUGUACUUUAGCGCUGUAGUCUUAAUCUUGUCGUAUUUCAUUGGCCUAUGGUUUACUUUGCGUACUCAUGCGGCUUUGGUGUGGCAAACGCAUCAUGCUGCGGAGCACGAACAAACACGAAAUCUUAGUAAUCUUAUUCCCAAACGGCUUGUUCCUCCAAAUAUCCUGCAACAAUUAUUACCUCAUUCCCCUACCAGUCCAACUGCUCAACAUCCGCCAGCAUCCAUAAAUUCACAGCGUUCAUUAGCGGUGCCCGAGACAAAUCCAAAUGAUAAUCAAACAUCGCUAUCUCAUGAACAAAAUCUUCAUAUUGCAGCAGAAACUCUCGGGUCACAUGGUCACGAUGACGAAUAUGAAGAGGAGGAGGAGGAAGAAAUUACUGGGCAUGAUUCACCAAAUUGGGGUAAAGUUAAAAGUGGAAUUGUCCUACUUUCCUUCACUGCACUUUAUUCCCUCAUAGCCGAAAUCCUGGUGGAGAACAUAGACGAAUUUGUAAGCAAGUCUGGGAUGACCGAAAAAUUCACAGGCUUAACGUUGAUUGCAUUGGUACCCACAGUAACCGAGUUUGUGAAUGCAAUUUCAUUUGCAAUAAAUAACAAUAUCGCCUUAAGUCUGGAAAUUGGUUCCGCAUAUGCUUUGCAAGUAUGCCUCUUACAAAUUCCUGCGAUGGUUGCAUUUUCCGGUUGGUACAAUCGCGGUAAAAAGGGUCAUGAACUGAAAGGUCAUACUUUCACAUGGGAUAUGUUUGCAGUGAUCUUCUCAGUGUGCAUGUUAACAUACACCUACAUCGAAGGAAAAUCGAAUUACUUUAAGGGAUCAAUCUUGGUUCUCUGCUAUUUAGUAUUGAUGGCAGGAUUCUACUGGGCACCUGAUAGAGAUGGUUAUUAG